AUCAAAGAAUAGACCGAAGGGAUCAUAAGCCACAACUGUUCAUCAGAACCUUGAGUCUGCUUUGAGGAAUCUAAUUAUUCUUCAUGAAACUACACCAGUCCGUCCCAUCAUGGAGCCUUAUACAUGUAAUAAUCUUGGUGGUUAACCUGCCACGCUCUAUUGCCAUCAUAGAGAAAGACGAUCUCCCUCCUGAAAUACAAAAAUGCUACCGCAAUUAUGCCAAUGUCAGUUUGCGAGAUGUUGUUGGGCAAACACUAUCCUGGUUCUGUGAGGCUCCGGCCGUCCGGACUCUUAGAAACAGUGACAGUCCGGCGCCAACGCCUCUGUCUUCCGUCCGCUAUGUCAGUGGGCUUGUGGACAAGGCGAUCGCAAAAAGAGGGAGCCGCGUGAAACGACAAGCUCAACAAUCCGGAGAGAGGUGUCUGAGGAGGGAAUACAGAAUGUUGAGUGACCAGGAGAGGAAUGUGUACCACAGGGCCAUCAUAGCUCUCAAGGCUGACACGACUGUUGAGCCCAACAAGUACGAUGCCCUUGCUGCUCUUCACACUGGCCUAGCUACCAGCAUUGCCCAUUUUGGACCAAACUUCCUGGGCUGGCAUCGUGUAUACCUGCUCAUGUACGAGAUCGCGCUGCAGGAAGUUGAUCCAAGCAUCUGUCUACCUUACUGGGACAGCUCACUCGACAUGGAACUGGAGGACCCUCGCCAGUCUCCCAUCUUCAGCCCGGACUUCAUUGGCGGAGGAACUGAUACCGGUAAUGGUGGCGUUGUGAGUGAUGGACCUUUUGCUGGAUGGGAAACCCCCAACGAUGGCCCGUUGAUCAGAAAUAUAGGAGGAGAUGGAGAGCUUUUUACCACCCAGGCCAUUGAAGCAGUUUUAUCCCGUGAAAGGACCCGAGACAUCGUUCCACCCAACUCGCUCCCUGAGAAUGAUCUCGAGUUCCACCAUGGCGGUGUCCACGUCUAUAUAGGAGGCCUGAUGAAUCAGCUAGAAACAGCAUCGCGAGACCCUGUUUUCUACCUUCACCAUGCUUUUGUUGACUACAUAUGGGAACUCUUCAGGACACGACAGAGAGCACUCCGUAUCGAUCCACAGUUAGACUACCCUGAGGAAUUUGGCUCUCCGUUCCAUGCGCCCAAUGAAACAAUGGGCUUCAAUCUGAACUUGACAGCAGAGCAGGGAUACAGUGAUGAUUUGACGGCAACGUAUGAGUACGAGCCAUCCCCUGAUUGUUCUGAGAGACGACCAACUUGUGGAUCCAGACAUCUUCGCUGUAACACGACAAGGGGUAGAUGCUACCCUGUCAUUCCACCCACUACCACUCCAGAACCGCCUACCGUCAUGCCAGGGUGUCGUCCUGGUCAACCAGGAUGUCCUACAAGGCCUCCCACAAGGCCUCCUACAAGGCCCCCUACAAGGCCUCCUACCUGUCGGCCUGGUCAACCAUGGUGUCCUACAAGGCCUCCCACAAGGCCUCCUACAAGGCCCCCUACAAGGCCUCCUACCUGUCGGCCUGGUCAACCAUGGUGUCCUACAAGGCCUCCCACAAGGCCUCCUACAAGGCCCCCUACAAGGCCUCCUACCUGUCGGCCUGGUCAACCAUGGUGUCCAACACGCCCACCAAGCCCAACUCCCAUGGCAACGCCUGUGCCAAACCCACCCAAACAACCCUGCAAGCAAGAGGUUCUCCCCACACAGAACAACUUUUGUAUUGACGGCACAUGUGAUACCAAUGGCUGGGUGUAUGUGCCGGUCAAGGUUGUUUCAAUGCGACCCCCGGGACUCAAGAAAUACGACUCGUACCCAAUCUCUAAUGGAAAAGUCCGUAAAACCACCGACAUCUACCAGCCAUCUGCAUAUGCUGAAACGAACCGCUAUAUAAACGGUGUCCGUGGUGUUCCCAAAACAUAUAAUAGGUGUGACGAUACCAAAGGUUUCGGCCAAGUGUAUGUCCAAUCAAGUGGACUUAGUUACAGCGGGGUAUACAAGGAAUCAGCUAUCACUGACCAGCGUCUUGCCACAUCACUGUCGAUUGCUUACGUUGCAGUAAAGGAUCCUAGGACCGGCCCAGUCAAAGCUUUAUUCAGAGCAUUUGACUCCUGCGGAAGAAUCUGUCGCACUGCUUGUAAGGAUCCAGUCACAAACAGAUUCGAUCCUUGUUCAGGAGUCCUUAAUAUCCAAGAUGUUGCAGGGAAACCAAAACAAUACAGCAAGACCUAUGGCGAAGCUACUCUAGAUACGUGGGGUUAUGCAGAGAACCAGGACUGUCCCAGCUUCCAUAGUGAGGACAAUUUCCUCACCUUCUACUGCGACUACAGGGACAACAUACCAUGGUCAGAUGGCAAGUCUUCACUCAGCAAACCAAACCCCAAGGCCGUGGUACCGGUGAACCCCCACGUGUCACAACCAGCACUUCCAGUUACGCUGCGUGAAUGCAAAGUUUCUGAUGAUUGUAUCCUGGAUGUUCCAUGCAUGUCGGGCAAAGUCCAGUGUCGCAGUUAUGGCCAAACUCACAAAUGCAGAGGGUCUUGUAACAAAUAUGCUGUGUGCAACUAUGGUCAGUUCUGGGUGAGGUCGUGUCCUUUCGACUGGUCCUACCACAAAUACGACCAUACAUGCACAUCACUCAACAGAUGUAAGAACACUUCACUUCCGAAACCUCCCGCCCGAAAACAAACCGGGCCGACAUGGAAUGUAAACCCUAGACAGAGCUCAUACUUUCAAAACCUCGGACGAAGGGUCAUUGUUCCCGGAAAUUUUGGUCACGUUUUUGGAUAAAUUUUAACUUAAUCUACUCCUUCUCUCUUAUGUACUAGUAACUAAGAACGUUUAACGUAUUUGCCUAUUUGUCCAUGUUUUUCUUUUCUCUCAUUUCUAGUUGAUUUGCCAAAGUUUUAAAGCUUUCGGAAGUAAAUUGUUGUUUGUUUCCUAGGUUUUUUCUCGCAUGUUAAUUCAUUUCAUAGUGAGAUCAGUGGGAUGAGAUACACAGCACUACUGCUUCCGCGGUAACCGUACAUGUGUUUGGUUGUUCAAAACAGUGUUCUACUAUAGGACAACGUCGUACAAACAAUAAUCUGUUAAAUCCAGAUGAUAAACUGCUAGAAAUCCAGUUUAACGCAGCCUGUCUUAUAAGCAUUAUCCGUCACCAUAGAAACAGGUUGCAUGUGUACAUACAAACAAUAUAUCUUUGUACACACUGAAAGUGGCUAAAAGUCCUAAUAAAUUAUUUUUGUUGUA
Molecule: messenger RNA, 3236 nt
Organism: Haliotis rubra (blacklip abalone)
Lineage: Eukaryota; Metazoa; Mollusca; Gastropoda; Lepetellida; Haliotidae
Exons: 5
Coding region: 84-2777 (897 amino acids)
Molecular function (GO): oxidoreductase activity
Source: RefSeq, a predicted model, not a curated record